AUUAUUAUUAUUUAUCUACAUUUUUAAGUUGGGACGCAUGGACUGAUGAGAAGUUUUCACAACUUGGAAUAAUGAGUGACUCCUCCUGGAUUCAUCUUCAUUUGGGGAUUUAACAGUCGUUUGAGAAAAAUAAACUUUGUAUGGGACAUUUCUCAAAAGCUAUGGAGUUUGCUUUGCGAAUUCACCUUUUUACAGCUUUUGUCUCUUGUAUUAAGGUUUAUGCUCAAGUGGUACAACCUGCGAAGCAUCCAGGCCUGCAGGUGUUGGCCACGGCCUCACAUUACUGGCCUCUUGAUGCUGUGGACGGAAUCCAUGAACUGUGGGACCAGAUUGGAAACAGACCAGGUUAUGUUAACGGAAGCAACAUAAACAUUGUUGAAGGAAUGGUCAACAAGGGCAUCUUUCUGAAUGGAGAUAACGGCGGCACCUUUCUCCACUUUGGAAACUACCAGAACUCUUGCAUUAGUGACCCUACUUUUUGUGGUCCUGAGGGGAUUACCUUCUCCUUUUUUUGGAAAAACCACGAGCCAGAGUCCCGUUUUGCCAUAGCCUCUGGAGGGAAAGUUAUCUCCAACGGCUUCUCAGUCUACAGCAAUCCCUACGGAGGAUAUGUGGAGUUUUACACUCGAGGCAACAACCACAGAUGGAAGGCCAACAUCGUAGUUCCAGGACCUUUCUGGACCCAUGUUCUCUUCACAUGGACGAAAACGGAUGGUCUAAAGGUCUACAUCAAUGGGACCCUCACCGCUAACGACCCAGCCGGUAGCGUCUCAGAGCACUACGGUGACCCCUACCCCGACCUCGUCAUCGGGACUGGCAACGACAGGACGUAUCGUCACUACGUCACGGGGGCCUUCGAUGAGUUCGUCAUCUGGGAAAGGGCCCUUCCACCUCGCGAGAUCUUGCUCUACUACGCUGCCGCCAUAGGUCAGGCCAUAGUUUCUGCCACAACACCCCAGGCCUCCGAAGGAAUCACUUCAACUACGCCAACAGUCACAGCCACCGUAGUGAGUCCUCCUAUCGUCAUCAACCAGGGUGACCUGGUCCAAAGCUCCCAGGACCCGCAGUCCAUGCCUGUGUUGGGCUUCCUGAAGGCGCUGCCCAAUAGGACCAUUCCUCACAACACUGCCAACAACCUCACACAGGCUUUUCUCAAAAGUGUGGAAGAAGUGCUGUCCUCUCCUGGCCUGCCAGAGCAGCAGUCCACCCCUGUGGUCAGCGGGCUGAUCAAGACAGUGGACAUAGUGAUGGAACAUAUGGUGACUAACCUGGAGCCCAGCCGGAGCUCUCUCAUCUCCCUGGGUGGAACAUCUUUUGUUGCAGAUUACUCUCUGAUGAAAUUCCCACAGAACUACAACCUGUCGCAUUACCGCUUUCCCACAGAGGGCAAAAACUACAUCUCCGUGCCCGGAGAGGCUUUCACCAUGCAGUCUCAAACCACCAUCGUCGGCCUCUUCUACCACAACAUGCACAGCUACUACAAAGAGAUCAGCCCCGUCAAGACCAGGAUUAACGAAGCAGCCGAUUACAAGGAUCACAAGAUCCAGGUAGCGAGCUGUCUCAUCUCUCUGAAAGUGGAGCCGUCACCGGCCCUAUCCAUCAACCUCUCCGGAGCGCCACUCAUCAAGAUUGUCCUCACCCACAUCCUGACUAAAGAACAGCAAGAGCAAGUACUAAAUCAGAGCAAUAAAGUCUUCCUCUACUGCGCCUUCUUGGACUACAGUUCAAAUGAGGGAAUAUGGUCCAACGAGGGAUGCGUACGCUCCGAUGGAAACAUGACGUACUCUGUGUGUCUGUGCAACCACCUCACCAACUUUGCUAUACUCAUGCAAGUGGUGCCCAUAAAGCUCACCACCGGCCACAGGGUGGCACUGUCAACCAUCGGUUAUGUUGGCUGCUCAAUUUCCAUCUUCUGUCUCGCCAUCACGCUGGUCACCUUUGCAAUUCUGUCCUCAGUCAGCACCAUACGUAACCAACGCUACCACAUCCACGCCAACCUGUCCUUUGCCAUCCUGGUGGCUGAGAUCUUACUGCUCAUCAGCGCUCGCUUCGACCCGGGCACGCUGCCUUGUAAGGUAAUGGCUGUCCUGCUUCACUUCUUCUUUCUGAGCGCCUUCGCCUGGAUGCUGGUGGAGGGUCUCCACCUCUACAGUAUGGUGGUGAAGGUGUUCGGCUCCGAGGGCAGCAAACACUUCUACUACUACGGCAUUGGAUGGGGCUCUCCAUUGGUGAUAUGUGUGGUGUCCAUGACAUCAGCUCUGGACAGUUACGGCGAGGUUGACAACUGUUGGCUCUCCCUGAAGAACGGAGCCAUCUGGGCGUUUGUGGCACCAGCUCUGUUUGUCAUUGUGGUGAACAUUGGCAUUCUGAUAUCUGUGACCAGGAUCAUAUCUCGGAUCAGCGGAGAGAGUUACAAGAUCCACGGAGAUGCCAAUGCAGUCAAGUUGACCGCAAAAGCAGUGGCUGUGCUCCUUCCUAUUCUCGGCAUCUCCUGGAUCUUCGGCGUUCUCGCUGUCAACACACACUCAUUGGCGUUCUUAUAUAUUUUUGCUGUAUUCAACUCGUUACAAGGGUUCUUUGUCUUCUUGUUUCACUGUCUUCUCAACUCUGAGGUCAGAGCUGCUUUCAAACACAAAACCAAGGUGUGGUCUCUCACCAGCAGCUCCAUCCGAAACAUCAAUGUGAAGCCAUUCAACUCUGACAUU
Messenger RNA from Morone saxatilis (striped sea-bass), 2705 nucleotides. RefSeq names its product adhesion G protein-coupled receptor D1 (gene adgrd1). Gene Ontology annotation, biological process: cell surface receptor signaling pathway; adenylate cyclase-activating G protein-coupled receptor signaling pathway. Lineage: Eukaryota; Metazoa; Chordata; Actinopteri; Moronidae. Gene Ontology annotation, cellular component: membrane. Gene Ontology annotation, molecular function: G protein-coupled receptor activity. The record is from RefSeq and is a predicted model, not a curated record.